Ruditapes philippinarum (Manila clam) is the source of this 1686-nucleotide messenger RNA. Its product is annotated as TNF receptor-associated factor 4-like. Gene Ontology annotation, molecular function: zinc ion binding; protein binding. Gene Ontology annotation, biological process: tumor necrosis factor-mediated signaling pathway; positive regulation of JNK cascade; regulation of apoptotic process. Gene Ontology annotation, cellular component: plasma membrane signaling receptor complex. The coding region runs from base 1 to 1368 and encodes 455 amino acids. NCBI's taxonomy places the organism in Eukaryota, Metazoa, Mollusca, Bivalvia, Venerida, Veneridae. The transcript has 8 exons. The record is from RefSeq and is a predicted model, not a curated record.
AUGAGUAGUUUAUCUGUUCCCGGAAGUGACGACAUCCAUGCACGUGCCGGCUCGAGAAAUGAACAGGUUCCUAACAUAGUUGAGAAAGAAGAAUUUGAAUAUUGUUUUGUUGAUCCCCUGGAGAAGGAUUAUGAAUGCCCGGUGUGUGGUAGCGUGCUCAAGUACCCGGUGCUGUUCGAGGAAUGUAGUCACCGGUGUUGUGCCAACUGUUUACCGGAACUACUAAGGACUACCGCUAAAUGCCCGAUAGACGGCACUCCCAUUGAUAGAAACCGUCAAGUUAUUGUUGACAAGGAAUACCAGAAGGAGAUAGAGGCUCUCAAUGUUAACUGUUCUUUCUACACUAAAGGAUGUACGUGGUCGGGUAAAUUGAAGGAUAUUCAGAUUCACGUCGCCGACUGCAAGUAUUACUUACUGAAAUGUCCAAAAGGCUGCGGAAUGAAGCUCGAGAAAAUCGUGCUAAAACAUCAUCUUCAAGAAGACUGUGACAAACGUGAUAUACGCUGCGAGUUUUGUUCAAUGCGCAUGCGUGCUGAGGAGGAGGUCCAUCAUUUAGGAACUUGCGGGAAGUUUAAGAUGCCAUGUCCUAACAAAUGUAGUAAUGGUAAAGAACUUGAGCGCGAGAACAUGCGAGAUCACUUGGAGAACACGUGCACACGAGAAAUGAUAAAAUGUCCAUUCUGGGAUGGUGGUUGUCAGUUUGAGUGUAGGAGAAAGCAUAUGGAUAAGCAUAUUAAAGAAGACCCCAUUGUUCAUCUGGGAAUGGCAUGUGACACGGUCAUUCUUCACCGCAAGGAGCUGGAAAUUCAUGCUAAAUCCUUAACGAAGCAACUCCAACAGAUAACUACAUUAGAGCGGAAGGUUGACGCCUUGGAGAAGUUGUAUGGUUGUCAAAUGGUGUGGAGAAUAGAAAAGUGGGCGGAGAAAGUACAUGAAGCUAAGCUAGGUCGUAAAGCCACACUGUUCAGUCCGCCAUUCCUCACAAGUCGCCAUGGUUACAAGAUGGCGUUGUCUUUGUGUCCAUACGGAGACGGGAAAGCCCGGGGGAAGUUUCUGUCGAUAUUUAUAUGUAUAUGUAGUGGCGAGUACGAUCCUUUAUUAUUAUGGCCGUUCGGUCACACUGUCACCUUCACGUUGAUAGAUCAAUGUCAGGAUCCCGAGGCAAGACGUAACGUUAGCUACAUUAUACAGCCAAAUACAAUCAAAGACAACAAACCAUUUCUUGGACGCCCUGUAGGCGAGAGGAACGCGUCUUUCGGUGCACAGAGGUUUAUAGAGUUGGACAUACUGGAUACAUACGACUAUCUCCGAGAUGAUCAACUAUUCAUCAAAUGUGAGAUCGACAGUGAACACAUGAUGCUUCUUUAAUUAAAUAUAUGUAGAAUCCUUAAAACUUUCGCUGAAUGUAUGUAGAAUCCUCAAGACUUGGAUCGUACAAUGGAUAUUUGUACAAUCCUUAAGAAUUUGAAGCAUACCAAGAAUUUUUGUAGAAUCCUUUAGAAAUGCAACAGAGAAUGAUUUUUUUUGUAGAAUCGUUUACGGCUAUAAGCUUAUAUUAUGAAUUUAAUAUGUAGAAUACUAAGACUUGAAAUACACAGCGAGUAUAUGUAGAAUCCAACAGAUUUGAAAUAUAAAACGAGUAUAAUGUAGAUUCCAUGACUUGAAAUAUGCAUUGAUAUAUACAAA